AUGAAUUCUAGUUUUAAUUCAUGCGAUAUCAAAAACCAAUCUGGCAUUAAUUUACAUAUCCCAAAUGAUACCAAUGAGUCGGUAAGAUCAAGGAAUGACUUCACUUUUCAAACCAUUCAUACUGGUGAUGGAUAUCCUCAAUCUUCUGUAUGUGGUGUGUCACCUAAACAUGAAACACUAUGGUCUAUUCCUAAUACAAAGGUUAAUGAACGGUCAGGUUUUAUAGUUCAAACUCAUCCUACAGAUAAUCAGCUUUCAUGUCAGCAAACAUCAUGUCCAGAAAUUUUGCCACGUCUCCAUUCCAAUGGAUCUGACUCAAGUUCUGGUUACUACUCACGCUCGGAUUCUUUAUCUUCAAAUGAAGGAAAACAACUUAUUCUGGCUGUAAAUGCUAACAAUUUACGUACAUGUUCAACUGCAAGUCAUGCAGCAUCUGUUAUGUCUGUUACUAAGCUUGUUUCAACAGCUGUUAGUAAUAGAUCGCCUUGUUCAACUGCAGUGUCCUCUUCACAUUCCCAAAUCCAAAAUACAGAACUUCCUGUUCAUUUACAUUAUUGGCGUUCAGGUAGUUCAAGUACAACGUCAUCGGAUUCAUCGUCAUCUUAUUCAUCAACCAAAUCGAAUUCCCUUGAUAAACAACUUCGACCAACUAGUGAAAAUGCAACUAUUAAUGUUUAUCCUUCUGUUUAUCUUACUCCCCAAUCAGAUUCUAUGAAUUUAUUCCCUUGGCCUGCACUUCUUAAUUCAACUAAAACAACACCUCAAGUCUAUUCAACUCCUGUAACUCAUUCGAAUAAUACAUCAUCAUGUUCAGGUGUUGCAUCUUAUUCUUCAAAUACAAAUAUUACAAAUAAUCCAAAUUCAGAUGUAACAGACACUUUAAGUAGUCUGCUAUCCUCAUCAGCUUCAGAGCUAAAUUCUCCUUUAUCAGUUCGGGAAUGGUUUUUAGGAGGCAAUGUUAGUAUGGAUCAUGUAUGA
This is a messenger RNA of Trichobilharzia regenti, 978 nucleotides long. The record is from the annotation of a GenBank genome assembly. Lineage: Eukaryota; Metazoa; Platyhelminthes; Trematoda; Strigeidida; Schistosomatidae.